This is a messenger RNA of Boeremia exigua, 862 nucleotides long. RefSeq lists its product as uncharacterized. Lineage: Eukaryota; Fungi; Ascomycota; Dothideomycetes; Pleosporales; Didymellaceae. The coding region runs from base 29 to 757 and encodes 242 amino acids. The transcript has a single exon. The record is from RefSeq and is a predicted model, not a curated record.
CUCUACUUCUCAUUCUCAAGGUUUCACAAUGACCAACACCAACACCCCUUCCACCGCUCCUUCCAAGCCCAUUCCCACCAAGCAAGCUGAGCAGACCACGGCCCAUACUCCUCCAAUGACGCCCAAGAAGUUUCCGCCUACAGUCCACACUGCCGCCCCACCUCCUUCUCAAACUAAGACGAAUGUACCGUUCGCCCAGACGCGUGCUAGCGUCGAACGCGUCAAGAUCGGCAGAGGGUACCUGGACAUUAGCUUUGUCUCUGUCCCAGUGACUCGCAUGGUCAACGGUGUGGAGAGAACGGUGACAGAGAUUCAGAUGGUGACAGCUGGUGGUAGUGCGGCAAAGAAGUCCGCUCCGACUCAUGGUCCUACUACCGCCGCUACUCCAACCAAGCCUGCCGCCACUACUGCAAACAAACCUACCACCGCUGCGGCCGAAGUCAAGCCUGUCGCUACCGAGACCGAGUCUGACAUUCUCGCUACUGCUCCUAAACUCAACGCCGGUUCGCUCCCAGACAUCACCGUCGAGCAGCGCGACAACUCUCCCAUCAAGGCUGCUGACAACAUCGAAAUGGUUAACACUAGUAAGCCGGCCAUCAACGUCGACAUGCCAGGCAACAACAAGCAAGUCGGCAACGUUAACUUCGACAACGACAACUUCAACAAGGAAACUGCCCCCCACCUCGGCAGCCGCGACGCGCACUCCCUUGGGUUGGUCGACGUGAACAUGGAGAUGAAGGUUGACGGUAUAGACUAGACCGCAGGACCUUGCACGACUUCGCACGACUCUGCACGGAGGACGACGAUGAAGUCUAGUUGAACAACACGUGAUGGAGACUUACCAAGUACAUGGAUACUCUAG